AUGGCAGACACAGAGCAGAUUGAAGCGCCCGACUACGUUACGCUUGUCAGCAAUGAUGGCUUCGAGUUCGUAGUCCAAAGAAAGUCGGCCUGUCUCUCUGGCGCCAUCAAGAGGAUGCUCGACCCAAACAGUGCGUUUUCACGCUCUAUUGCUCUUCUCUAUUCUGUGCUAACGAUCCUCGCAGACGGGUUUGCAGAGUCCAAAACUCACAAGUGCACAUUUGAGAACAUAAACGGCAUGGUCUUGGAAAAGGUCUGCGAGUACUUCUACUAUAACGAGAAGAACCGCGACUCUACCGGUGUCGCUGACCUCGACAUCCCGCCUGAGCUCUGUCUAGAGUUGCUCAUGGCGGCCGACUACCUGAAUGGUGUGUACUCCUGA
Aureobasidium vineae is the source of this 381-nucleotide messenger RNA. NCBI's taxonomy places the organism in Eukaryota, Fungi, Ascomycota, Dothideomycetes, Dothideales, Saccotheciaceae. The record is from the annotation of a GenBank genome assembly.